GGUGAGUGCAGCGUAAUUCCUGGCUGGAGGGUGGAAGAGCGCCGACCGAAGAAGGAACCGCGUGUUACACAGCAGAAGGUCACUCAGGUUGGGUUGUGCUGGGGAGAAGAAUUCUGAGAAGCAACAAUGGACCAAGCAAGGUCAACAAUAUCCAAGAUUUUUAAUGGGGAGCCCCACUCCUACACACGAUUCAACUUGACCCAGAAUAUGGAGGGUGACAACAGUCAGGUGGAGAUGAAGCUGUCAUCUGAAAUAGAUGAGGAGACUGGGGGAAAUGGCGUUGGCGGCCACCUGAAUCACAACUCAAAUUGCACACCCUAUGUGGCUCAAAAGUUUGGACGUACACCCAAGAACCUCUGCUUUAUGGCAGCUACAAUCUUCCUCAUCUUCAUCAUCGGCUAUUUGAUUGGCUACCUGGUCCAUCGGAAUAAGGAUUUGGCUCCCACCUGUGCAACCUCUGCUCUCCGCUAUGAAGACGUUUCUGUCGCCCAUGAGACCGGUGCUGCUCCCCUCAUGGACUGGGAUGAUGUAAAAAAGCUUCUUGCUGAAAAACUGACUACAUCCAGUAUGGACGCUGUCCUUGGUCAGCUGACCAGUAGCAACCACCGGGCUGGUUCUCCUGGUGAUGAAGAUCUGGGGAACAAGGUGAUAACAAAGUUUAAGGAGUACGGCAUGAAGACCUGGACUGAUGAGCACUUUGUCAAGGUUCAGGACCCCCCAGCAUCUGGAUACAACAGAAUAGUUUUCAAGAACGGAUCAGAGGAACGUCCAACGGGUUUCCUGUCCUACAGCGCCAAUGGAACAGCAAGGGGUGCAGUGCUGUAUGCCCAUUAUGGACAGGAAGAUGACUUGAGGCAGUUAAAGGACAUGAACAUCGACAUGAAUAACAGGGUGAUGCUGGUCAGAGCUGGAAAAAUCAGCUUUGCUGAGAAGGUAGCCAAUGCAGCCAAAGUGAACGCCUCUGCUGUGCUGAUCUACCCAGACCCUGCUGAUUACUCGAUCGGCGAGAGCACUCCACUCUUUGGACAUGUCCACAUGGGCUCUGGGGAUCCCUACACCCCAGGCUUCCCCUCCUUCAACCACACCCAGUUUCCACCUGUGCAGUCUUCAGGCCUGCCAAAUAUUUUGGCUCAGACUAUCACAACAGGCAUGGGAAUGAACAUUCUGAGGCAGCUCGGGGGUAGAACUCAGCCAAAUGGUUGGGGGAGCAUCAAUAGACUCGGAGAUGAGAGCGAUGUUAUUACUGUGGAAGUCAACAAUGUCCUUACUGAGAAAAGGAUAAAUAAUGUCUUUGGGGUCAUCAAAGGCUUUGUGGAUGCAGAUCGAUACGUGGUCAUUGGGGCCCAGAGGGAUGCGUGGGGCCCGGGCUUUGGAGCAUCAACCGUGGGCACCAGCGUCCUCGUCGAGCUGGCGCGUUCCAUCUCUGACAUGGUGGAGAACGAUGGAUUCAAACCGAGGAGGAGUAUUGUGUUUGCGAGCUGGAGUGCGGGAGAGUAUGGGAGUGUUGGCGCCACCGAGUGGUUGGAGGGUUAUCUGUCCUCUCUGAGCAUGAAAGCAUUCACCUACAUCAACCUGGACGGCAUUGUGACAGGUCAGAAUGGGUUUAAAGUAGCAGCCAGCCCGUUGCUGCACAGCCUGGUCCAAAACGCUCUGAAAGAGGUGAACUAUGACAAGGACAAGUCUCUUCUUUCUCAGUUUGGAAAGAACAACUGGGAGUCUGCUAUUCUGGAGCCUCUGAGGAUGGACAGUGCUGCGUAUCCUUUCCUCGCCUUCUCCGGCAUUCCCUCAGUCGCUUUCAGAUUCCACUCUGGAAGUUCAGACUACCCGCACUUUAGCACAAACCUGGACACCCGAGAAAACCUGAACUCUGUCACAGCCAGCCAGGUUCCUCAGCUGGCUGUGAGAGCGGGCCAGUUUGCAGGUCACAUAGCACUGAGGCUGGUCCAUGACCACCUGCUGCAGAUGGACCUGAAGAAGUACAACCAGCUCAUACGCAGCCACGUGGUUCAGAUUAAUGGGAAGGUCAAGGCUGUUCAGAGGAUGCAGCCCCAGCUGUUGCCCAAAGCUCUGACAGUGAAGUGGUUGAUCAUGGCCUCUGGCUCCUACAGCCGUGCCUCUAGCGCGCUGGCAGCCGACAUCCAGAACAGCGACCUGGAGGACAUCGAGAUGUGCCGCGUGAUCAAUGACCGCAUCAUGACGGUGGAAAGGAACUUCCUGUCACCCUACGUUUCUCCCAGAGACAGCCCCUUCCGUCACAUCCUGCUGGGCUCUGGUCCCCACACCCUCAAAGCUCUGACCAACCACCUCGACUCUUUGACGACUGCCAACCCCGACGCAGACGCCAAGCUGUUCCGCAACCAGUUUGCCCAGGCGACCUGGACCAUUCAGACCUGUGCCAACUCCCUAGCAGGGGACAUCUGGUCUCUGGAUAAUGAAAUCUAGAAAAGUCCUUUUCCCUCCCUCGUUCAUGGUUUGGCCCUCUUAUUACAACAGGCAGUGCUGUUGUGAUUAAUCACCACGUUUUCAGCAGAUAUCUACAAAGUCAUCAUAUCAUUUCCACGAUGUUCAUUUUCCUUUUAUCUAAAAUUCUCUUAAAGCCAAACAUGUUGCAAAGUGGUUUGUAAGCCUUCUGCCUUAAAAGGACUUAACCCUCUAAGAAUCUUGAAUUUGAACAUGUGGUAUUUAGUUAUCACAGUCUUAAAUCACAUGGUGCUAGUAAUGUCAACAAAUGUUAUGUGGAAGUACUACUUUAAAUUGGUGUUACCUCUGAAUGAGUUGGAUUUUUUUUUUCUUUAAUUCCAGAACAGUAUCAGGUCAGAAUCACAGUAAAGACUGUGUUUGCCAGCUCAGAUCUUUAGACCGCAGUAUGAUAACAAUAAGCUAAUGACUUUGUAUUUGUUUACCACGAGGCAAACUGCUGGUAUUUCUGCUACUGCUGCUGCGGCUUGGUGUUCAAACCUGAGCUGGUUUCUAUUGGUAGCUAAAAUAUCCCAUACUGUGCUGAUUCUGCUACACAACUCAAGUCAGAAAAUAGAUGCAGCUGCUGAAAGAAGUGCAGAUUGAUUUACAGCAUGCAGCAGCAACAGUGCGCACAGAUUUGGAAUAAUCGUCUACUUUAAAUGGGGGAAAAAAGUCCUAAUUAUAUGCAAGAAUUGAAUUAAAACAAAAAAAAAAACAAAGUGGUCUGAAUCAAAUACGAAACACAUUUUUUGGCUUUGGAGCUAAUCUGUGCAGCCCUGUCAAAGCAGGGGAAAAGGUCCUCAACCAUGUGGCACUGAAACAGAAACCGUAUGUUUAUUUAUUGUGUUAUUUAUUUAUCAGUGGCAGGGUUCACUAUAAAUAGUUUUUAUUCACGUUUUAUAUAAAAAAAGUAUAAUUAUCGGGGGCAGUGUCUUCCAUAAUUAUGACAGUUAUACUGUCGAAAUGACAAAAGCAGCAUCUGCUAAAAGAAGUGUACAUGUGCACCGACAGCUGGUACACAACAGUUUUUCUUUCCCCUCUGUCAACUGACACUGAACUGGUCUCUGAGCAAUGCCAGCUCACACAUCACACCUGACAAUAUUUACCCGUACCUGUCCUUUGGUGCAUGUACACUUCUCAUCUUGAUGGCAUUAUCGGGAGCAGUGAUUUCCAUAAUGUGAAAAACAGAAGGUAGUUUUUGCCUACCAGUGUGUGCCGUAUCGGAGGCAGUGCCCUCCAUAUUUCACUGUAGGGGUGGAUGUUUUUUAUUAUCGGGGACAGUGUUUCCCAUAAUGUGUGUAUAUAUAGUACAAAGCUACACAUCGCACACGUUUGCAUCUUUGCAAUCCCAUCUGGCGUUCCAAGCUGACUUCUUCAGCGUUCCUCUCUAGACAGGCAGGUUAGCGCCCAGAGCACCUGAUCACAGAUCAGUGUCUGUGUCAUUAGUGAGGCCAAGCAGCUGAUGUGCUUGUUUUUAGUGAGACGGUCUGUUUUGAAGCGAACGCUGGUCUGCUCUGGUCUUUUCUUUGCAUAUGGAAGGUGUCUUUGCUUUAAGGAAAGCACAAAUGUGUAAUGUGGUUACAACAGCGUGUCUCCAUAAUCAGCCCCCACUCUGUGUUAUGGAUUUAGUCUAAUGAAUUAAAGUUCAUUGUACCUUCUCCUUUGAUGAAUUCACUGAGAUUUCCUUGUGCCUCUUCUUUUGUGUCUGAGCUGACGAAUACUUGGAUUGUUUCGUUUUCAUGUAUCAGGGUUCAGUUUAUUUUAUUUUUUUUUUCCUGUUUCUCUAAGAGUCAAACUGGUGUUAAAACAGAGUUGCUAGACAGAAAACAAAUGGAUGCGAGUCCAUUUCAAAUGACUGAAAGCAGGAUUCUGUCCAAAACCCAUCUGACUGAUUGUAGUUCAUCAAACUUGUUAACAUGAUGCAUUAACCAUUCGUCAUUUGAGUGAUUUUACCUUAAUCCUGUUGGUUUAUAAUGAGGCAGGUUCUGGAAAUUGCAACUCCAUUUUCAGCACUGGCUUGUAAGAAUUAGCAGAUGAGUUUUGGAUCAAAGGGGGAAAAUGUAACCCUUGUUAAAGAAUGUUUGAAAAUGCUCGAUUAUUAUUGUGCGUGGUUUUCUUUUCUUUGUUCUUUUUCCUUUCUCUCAAACUGUGCGCACAUUUGCUUUGCUUUAUUUCAGUUGUUUUGUUUCAUUGCUGCAAUAAACAAUCACAGCUA
This is a messenger RNA of Maylandia zebra (zebra mbuna), 4675 nucleotides long. Its product is annotated as transferrin receptor protein 1. Gene Ontology annotation, molecular function: transferrin receptor activity. NCBI's taxonomy places the organism in Eukaryota, Metazoa, Chordata, Actinopteri, Cichliformes, Cichlidae. Gene Ontology annotation, biological process: intracellular iron ion homeostasis; transferrin transport. Gene Ontology annotation, cellular component: external side of plasma membrane. The record is from RefSeq and is a predicted model, not a curated record.